AUGAGUUGGUUCAACGAAAAUAAAAAUAAUUCCUCUCUAUUUUUUUCAAAUAAAUCUUUAACAAAUCAUCGAACAUGUACAUCGUGUUGUCCAUGUGAUGCUAAAAAUUUACUUCAUCCAAAAUUCAAUAAUUUUCUUUCUCAUGACACAGAUGUAAAAGAGAAUGGAUUAAUAAAAACUUCAGAUACAUGUUGUCUAAGUAAACUUCAAGUUGAUUGUCGUAUUCAAUGUUAUAAAAAGAAGAAAAACCAUGAGAAAAUGAUGAAUACAAAAAGAUAUGAUUCUAUAAAUUCAACUCCAAGCAUAAAACGAAGUAUUUCAUCGUCAUCCGGUCGAUUGAGUCCGAUACAGAAAAGAAAAAGAUUUGAUUCAACUACAAAUGCAAACAGUCAUUACAUUCGUAAUCAUGAUUUUGAUGAUCAAGCCUCGUCUUCAUCUCUUUCAACAUUAUCGCAUAUGAAUGAAAGUGAAAUAACUGAACAAACGUUUUCGUCCGUGGAAUCAGAAAAAGAAUUGAAAUAUAACUAUAAAUCUGCAAAUGCUCUACAAUACCGUAAAAGAAGCCCAUCAAUAUUACCCAUAAAUCAAAACAUUCAAGAUUUAAAAACUUCUAUUAAUAAUCUGACUGAAUUAAUUGCCCAACAAAAAAAUCCUUCUCAAACAUCUACAUUAUCAAAGCCAACAAUAUUGAGUUCUUUUCUUGAUAAGCUUCGUCGUGUUUUUAAUUUAUUCAAAUCAUCAUCGAAAUCCACUAACGACUGUAUCAAUGAAGAAUGUUGUCGAAUUCUUGAAUGCAAUCAUCUAACGAAGCAAACUCUUCUCAGCGUCUAUCAAUUAUUUGAUAGAAAUGAAACUUUAUUUCUCAAUUGGGCACAUUUUAAUAAUAAUGAACCAAUUUGUAUUGUACAAGGAUGUCCAAACGGAAUUCAAACAAAUCCAUCUGUACAAUAUUUUGCUGUACCAGUGCAUAUUACAAGUAUUGCAGCAGCCUGGUACAAAAAUACGAUGCGUACUGAUUUGACACCAUCUCAUACGCAUCGUAUUUGUGAACAGCAUUUUGAAGAACCAUGUUUUGAUUAUGUUGGAAAUAAUACUAAAGUACUUAAGCCAAAGUCAUUACCAACAUUAUUUGAUUUAGAAGUUUUCUAUAAAAUGAUUGCAUAUCAAGAUAAAUUACAAGAGUCAAAUAAAUCUAUUAAAAAAACUAAUAUUACUUUUCACACAAGUAAUCCUGAUUUAGAUGGUAGAACAUUAGAACCAAUAUUAAAAAUGAAUCUUGAAAGUGGUCAUGUUAAAACACGUUUAGCACCAACACAAACAUCUAGUAAUUCUCCACAAGAACAAAAUGAUAAUACAAAUAUUAAAAAUCAAUCAUCAUUUAUUGUGAAUAAACCAGCAUUAAAUCAACAUGAGAGUUUCGAAAGUAAAGCAUCGAGUCGUUGUCACGUAGAAGGCUGUGCACAUAAUUAUGUUGCACGUCGCCAUCGUGUACAAUUAUAUAAAAUACCACGUGAUCCUACAAUAGCUCGUAAAUGGCUUGACGCAUGUGGUUAUGAAAAUAUCCCAGUAUCAGCAUCAACUUCAACAUUUAAAGUUUGCCGAGAACAUUUUACUCAAAAUGAUUUUGAAGGACCAACCACAUUGCGUCCCGAUGCUCUACCAUCCCUUUUUACAACAUAUUCACGUUCACUUAUGGAUAAAAAUAAUUUAAUUGAUUCGAACUCACCUGCAAAACGUUUUCGAUCUGAUAUGGCUAGCAUACGUGCUAAACAAACAGCACCAAUGACUAAUAACAGCAGCAGUAGCAGCAGCAUCAACAACAACAACAACAACAAUAAUAAUAAUAAUAAUAAUAAUACGAAUAAUAAACGCAUGCAAACACCUUAUAGAAAUAAUAAUAACAAUAAGCAAUAUUCUCAUGAACCACAAAUGCUUUCACCAUCGCCAACGCGUGAAAAUUUUGAUGAAAAUAAGCAAAUAUUGAAUGACUCAAAACAAUCAAUUGAUAUGGAAUUAAAUAUGAAUUGUAUGGAAGAACAAUUAACUGAAGCACAAUUAGUACAUUGUCCUGUUAAAGCUCUCGAUCGAACAGAUACAACUAACGGUACAACACCAAAGCCACGUAAUCCUGUUGGUCGUCCUCGUAUACAUCCACGUGAACCAUCAUCGACAACAGCAACAGUCUCAACACCGAUGAAUAAUUCGAUAGCACGUCGUUCAAACUAUCGUUCAAAUUAUGUUGAAGAUGAUCCAAAUGAAUUUGAGGAAUACGAUGAUUGGAAUGCUGACGAAUAUGAUCAUGAUGAUACAACACGUGAUCGUGAUUGGCUUAAUCGCCAGCAAGAUGAUCGUUUACCAUGGUCAAAACGAAAUAAUUCAACUGUUAAUAAUUAUUCAUCAAACUAUCAACGUAAUAAUAAUAAUACUACUACUACCACUACCACCACCACCGCUAAUAAUAAUACGAAUUCGUAUCGAAAUGUUCGACAACCAGUAUCUUUCCAACAACAAGAACAGCGCCAGACAAAUAAUAAUCAACAACGACAAAAUCGUGGACAAUUUUAUCAAACGCAAUUUGUUAAACCAGAACCAACACGUAAAGCAACAAUACCAUUUCUUCAACCAGCUUUUGCACCAAAUGCUACAACACAAUAUCCACGUGAUCAACCAUUACCUCGUCUUAAGCCUGGUACUGUUAGAACUCGAGAAGAAGGUCUUGAAGUUGAGCUCGAACACACAUAUAAACGAGCUCUAUCGAAAUAUUAUGGUCAAAAACCCGGUCGAAAUUUGCCAUUAUCCGAUUAUGGUGAUUUCCGUAGUCAAUGUCCUAUGUGUGAAAAUCUUCUAUUUGAUAAUAAUAUUCAAUUAAUUACACAUCUUUGUCAACAUUUUGAUCAACAACAAAACAACAAUAAUAAUAAUAAUAAUAACAACAACAACAAUGAGCAACAAUUUCAACCAAAUACAAAUUCACCAUUUGAACAAAUUAAUACAAAAUGUUCACAUUGUCAAUCCGAAUUUUCCAAUCCAUACUUUCUUGCUAUACAUAUCGAUGAUAAACAUAUGCUUGAAAUGAAUGAAUAUCGUUGUCGUAUAUGUGAACAACGUCAUACAUCAUUAUUAGAAUUAAUCGCACAUUUAAAUUUAUGUCAUUGUGGUUUAGAAAUGCCAUAUUUUUGUGAAGUAUGUUCAUUUCGUACAUCAAUGCAAGCCGAUAUGAUUUAUCAUAUUGAUGAAGUACAUAAAAGUACAAGAUAUUUCUUUUGUCCGUAUUGUUUUAUUGGUAUUGAAUUACCAUUUAUAACAAAUUCAUCGACUAUACUUAAUGGAACAUUAGCUUAUAAACAUUUAUUAUUGCAUUUUAAUAAAGUCGAUCAAGGACGUACAAUACAAUCAAAAUUUAAACAUUGUAGAAAAUGCGUUUUACAUGUUUCAUCAAUGAAAGAUCAUUUACAACGUGAUCAUUUAAAUAUUGUCGAUGGUAUUAAAGCAACAUAUUAUGAUGAAGAUGAAAAUUUAGAGAAACAAAGUGACGAAGGUGAGCAAUAUGAUGAUUCGAUGAUGGAUACGUCGUCGUUAUCAAUCGAUAAAUCAUCAACAGCAAGAUAUGUGACACCGGCAAAAAGUGGAUAA
Messenger RNA from Rotaria socialis, 3633 nucleotides. The record is from the annotation of a GenBank genome assembly. NCBI's taxonomy places the organism in Eukaryota, Metazoa, Rotifera, Eurotatoria, Philodinida, Philodinidae.